UUCUAGAGUUACACUAAGUUUAUUUGUUUCAUAUUAAGUGAACUGUUUUACCCUUUCUGCGCAAAUGGUAAGUAAAAUCUUUGAUUAUCAUUAAAAAUUGUUGUAAUUUAGAGAAAUAUUUUUGUUCUACAUUUAUUUCUCUCUGCUAAGUAACCAUGAGCACCAUUCCAGAUAAAUUACAAAUAAAUUCUUCAAUCUAUUGUUUUUUUUAUAUUAUAUAUUAUUUUUUAUUACUAUGUCAUAGUAAAAUUUCAAUAGUAUAUAUCAUGGUACUAUAUCAAGCCAGUAUACUAGUUUGCAUACUUCAAAUUCUGACUUCUUAUCGAAACCCCAUGCUAAUAAAAAUUAUUUUUUAGAACAUUUUACAUUUAUCAAAUAUCAAGACUUUUCUUUAUCUAUUUUUGUUAAGUUGAUAAAAUAUAUAUAUUUUUGAAUUUGUGUUACUUUUAUUUAACUAUGUAGAUAUGUCUAAUGGCACUUGUUCUAUAUCAAACAUUUUAUUUAAUAAUUGUUUUUCUAAAAUAAUGAAUAUAAUAAAACAAAUUUAAUAAUAGAGACAGUAGAAAUAAACAUUUGUUAAAAUCUUACUAUGUGUGAUGUAAUAAUUUAUAUUCAGUUAUAGUUUCCAGAGUGUCAAUUAAUCAUAAUAAUGGCAAGAACAAACGCUAAAAAGAAAAAUCCUUCUGUUAAAAAAGUUAAAAAACAUAGUAAUAUAAAAAAACCUCAGCGUAACACACGGUCAACGGUAUUGAAAAAAUGUAAUUUAUUAGAAAACACCAAUAAUGAAGAAGAAAAUACAAAAUCUAUUGAACCCCCUUUGCCAAAUUUUAUUGAUCAAGGUGAAUCCACUAAUAGUGACAACUCAAAUAAAAAUAGUCCUUUAGAUAAAACACAAAAAUUUAAUGAUAUCUUAAUCAAAUCAAAUCCGGAUUAUAAAAAUUCUAGUUCUUCCAUCGUUGAUAUUAUAGAAAUUAAAGAUGAUUCAUAUUGCUCUAUUAUUGAUCAUAGAAUAGAAAAGAAUGAAGAAAAAAAUACUAAUAGUAUAGAAGUUAUUGAAAUUCUCGAUACCACUGUAACUCCAAAUAAAAAACCUAUUGAGUGUAUAGUUUUGAGUGAUAGUGAAGAUGAAAACAGUUCAACUGAACCUCUUAAUACAAAUUCACAUAAUGAGCAUUUACGAGAAAUUCCAUUAUUUAAUAAAAGACCUAUUCAUGAGCGACUCGGAUGUUUAAUCAACAAAACAAAUACUCGACCAAAACCAUAUCAAAGUCCUUUACGUCAUAUUAAGAAUAAAGUAAAAAACGCUAUUCUUCCUAAUGCUUUAUUAACUGUGAAUAGUAGUUUAUGUAUUAAUGAUAGAAAUGGAUAUAGUGACAUGCGUCUUCAACAACCUAUUACUUCAUCACCCUGUGAAAACAGAAAGUUAAGACCUGUAAUUAUUGAUGGACUAAACAUUGGAUUUGCACAUGGGUCAGGAACAUUUUCAGUUAAGGGUAUUGAUUUAUGUGUUAAAUAUUUUGUUGAACGAGGUCAUAGAGAGAUAACAGUUUUUAUACCACAACAUCGACAAGGACCUCCUGGAUCAGAAGUACACAACACUUUAAAUUCUCUACAUAAACAAGGUUAUAUUUGCUUUACGCCAAGUAGAAAAGUCCAAAAUAUACGCAUGACUUGUUAUGAUGACCGAAUCAUGCUUAACUAUGCCCAUGGAUGUGGUGGAGUUGUAGUUUCAAAUGAUAAUUAUAGAGAUUUAUAUAAUGAAAGUCCAGAUUUCAGAAAUAUUAUAGAAAAUAGGCAUGUCAUGGUUACAUUUGUAAGAGACACUAUAAUUGUACCAGAAGAUCAAUAUAACCGAAAGUCAAUGGUCCAGUCACUGUCUGAUAUCUUAUGUUUUCCACCUGAUUCUUGAAUCAUAUAAAAUAUAACUUUAAGUUUUUCAAUUUAAACUGGUUUAAAAUUUAUGUUAAUAUUCUAUUUUUUUUUUU
This is a messenger RNA of Daktulosphaira vitifoliae (grape phylloxera), 1985 nucleotides long. RefSeq names its product NEDD4-binding protein 1-like. The record is from RefSeq and is a predicted model, not a curated record. The transcript has 4 exons. Gene Ontology annotation, molecular function: RNA endonuclease activity; mRNA binding. NCBI's taxonomy places the organism in Eukaryota, Metazoa, Arthropoda, Insecta, Hemiptera, Phylloxeridae. The coding region runs from base 650 to 1909 and encodes 419 amino acids. Gene Ontology annotation, cellular component: cytoplasmic ribonucleoprotein granule; nucleus.